This is a messenger RNA of Oryza sativa Japonica Group (Japanese rice), 812 nucleotides long. RefSeq lists its product as uncharacterized. Gene Ontology annotation, molecular function: carbohydrate derivative binding; isomerase activity. NCBI's taxonomy places the organism in Eukaryota, Viridiplantae, Streptophyta, Magnoliopsida, Poales, Poaceae. Gene Ontology annotation, biological process: carbohydrate derivative metabolic process. The record is from RefSeq and is a predicted model, not a curated record.
UGCUGACCAUAAGCUGUACCACACUCCCACUCAAACGGAGGCUCGUCAUCAGCUUUGGGAUAAGAUAACAGAAGUCCACGAUGAGCGGCGGCGGCGACGCAGCCGCCAUCUGCGCCCAGAUCGCGGCCGUCUUCUCCGGGGACCCCGCCGCGCGCCCCGUCCUCGUCGCCGAGCUCGCCGCGGCGGCCGCGCGCGGGGGCCGCGUGUUCGUGCACGGCGUCGGGCGGGAGGGCCUCAUGAUGCGCGCCCUCUGCAUGCGCCUCGCGCACCUCGGCCUCCCCGCGCACUGCGUCGGGGACGUCACUGCGCCGCCGGCCUCCCCGGGGGACCUCCUCCUCGCCUCCGCCGGGCCGGGCGCGUUCUCCACCGUCGACGCCAUCUGCGGCGUGGCCCGCGGCGCCGGGGCGCACGUCGUGCUGCUCACCGCCAAGCCCGAGGGGGACUUCCCGCGGCGCCAGGCCGACGUCGUGGCUCACCUCCCCGCGCAGACCAUGGCUGACGACGAGGAGGCGACGACGGAGAGCUCGCCGGCGAAGGCGAAGCUGCCGAUGGGGAGCCUGUACGAGGGAGCCAUGUUUGUGCUGUUCGAGAUGGUGGUGCUGGAGCUCGCUCGCGUCUUGGGCCAGAGCCCGGCCCAGAUGAGGGCGCGCCACACAAACUUGGAGUAGCCUAGUUUGUGUUUUGGCCCACUUGUAACAACCUGUAUGGCUGUGUUGUGCGGAUUUGCAGUUGCCUGAUAAUGCUUUUUCGUCAAAUUGCAAGUACAUCCAACCUAAUGUGUGAUUCCUCUAAUUAAAAGAACUUCCAACUUA